UUCGGCAACACCAGCGACGAAUCCUUCCGCCCUUCGUCGCCUGUUACAGUAUAUCUUCGAGUCGAACAACGGCCAGUAUAUACGCGCGCACGCCCAUUACACAAAUACGCACGCAUACGUCUCACCAGCGACCUCGAAUCUCCCCCCUGCCGAGUCAGCCUGCCAGAUAGUAUAAUAUUGUCUCGGGAUCAAGACUUGGGAACGGCAACGCCUUUUAUGUCGCCGCCCGCUGCAUCGUCGCUGUCUACCGUGUCAAGGAGUCUAUAGCUGCCAGCCCGAAAUCUUCUAGCAAAUAGGGGGCGAAGCUAAUCGCUCACCUACCUACUUUUCAAUCCCUUCUCGUCCUGGUUCUCUUCCCUUCAUCUACCAUAAAUAAGCCUGCAGCGUGGUCAAGAUGGGACGGAGAAAGAUCGAGAUCAAGCCCAUCAAGGAUGAGAGGAACCGCUCUGUCACGUUCCUGAAGCGAAAGGGUGGCCUAUUCAAGAAGGCGCAUGAGCUCUCCGUGCUCUGCUCGGUUGAUGUCGCCGUAUUCAUCUUCGGCAGCAACAAGAAGCUCCACGAAUACUCUUCGACCGAUAUGCAACAUCUGAUCACGAGAUACCAAUAUCACGGUAUUCCGAACGAGCACAAGGGGCCACAAGAUUUCAACGGCGGCGAGGAUGACGACGAUGACGAUGUUGAGGGCACCCCCCCUCACGGCCAUGAAGGGUCCGUUGAACCGCAGGUGAUGCACUACCAAGGACAACCCUUUCCUCACCUGAGGCACCAUACACCCUCCGCCUCGCCUCCCAUCAACGGGAUGCCCUUUGUAACCCGAGGACACACGCCGCAGCCCCAAGUCACGUCUAGACCAUCGUCUCGGAAUGAUUUCCGACGCGACAUGCGCGUAGCCCAAGCCGGCGGCCCGCCGGUUGCCAACGGGUACGCGUAUAUGCCUCAACCCCCUAUUUACAACUCGCAGAACCAAGCAAAUUUCCAGCACGGACUUCCGCCGCCGCCCCCUGGCCAUUACCAAUAUCCCCCUCCCCAGCCGUCCGCCCAGAUGCAAAACUACAUGGAAGAACAGCGCCGGUCAUCGAUGCCGCCUAGCUACCCUCCGCAGGGCCCUCCGCAAGCACACCCACCGCCUCCGCGCCCGCAGCCCUCCCCCCCGCAGCCUCACCACCAAGCUCCUCCUCAGCCAACUCCCCACAUGUCUCCUCCACGGCCGCCGCCUCAGCGCCUAGAGCCUCCGCGACAUGCGCAAGAACAGCCGUCGCAAUUGCCACAACCCAGUCUAGUCGAGCCGCAACAACCACCCGCGCCCAUGGAGCCGAGACACGACCCGCAACCGCAGGAGAGGUCGAGCCAGCCUCUACUGGACACGGCGUCGGCGAUAAAGAAGAUGCCGCAGCGCAAGCAGCACAGCAUCUUCACCCCCAUCGACGAGAACAGAUCGAUCCUGUCCCAGCAUCUGGCCUCGUUCCACGCGGAACCCCGCGUGAAGGACGAUGUCACAGGCCGGUCGCAAUCCGUGGAUGUUGGCGCCGUGUCGCGGGUCAAACCCGAUCCGUCUCCACCUCUCCCGCAGCAUGCCAACGCUUCUAAUUCCUCCCAAUCCCGUAAUUCCAUCCACACAAUCCCCGAGACCACAUUUACGCCACCUUCACGCUCGAAUAGCUUGAAGAUGGGUGGUGGCGCGCGGCCCCGCCUCAAGGUCCAGAUUCCCGACGAGCAGUCGGAAGCUGGCAGCAACGCUGGCGACUCGACGACACCCCCCUGCAUUACCGCGGAUACGGCGGUCCAGGCGACUCGCCGCAACGGCGACGCCCCCGGGACUGGUGUCGUGCUUCCGCCUCCUUCGCCGUCGGCGUCGGCCAUGCUAUCGGCGGGAGCUACGGGGCCGCCCAAUCCAUUCGCCAGGCCGCCCCCCCAGGCACCGAAUAGCAGCAUGAACAUCGACACGCCCGUGUCGGCGCUGCCGUCCCGAUUCCUCACCAACGAUUUUCUCCCGAGCCCUAGCAGCUUCUAUCCCGAGUGGAAUUUUCGGGGAAGCGACAGCAAUACCCUGCCGAGUCCCCUCAACUUCGCGACGCCGGUGGUGACAUCGGGGCCCUCGUUUCUGAGGGACGAAAUCGGGUCCGGCGUCGGGAAGAGGAAAAGUCCCGAGAUCACGGGCGGCCCUACGUCAGACGGACCGGAGGGUAGUGAGCCUAAGAGGGUAAGGGUGGACGGUUAAAGACAUCGACCGCCGUCC
This is a messenger RNA of Durotheca rogersii, 2236 nucleotides long. RefSeq lists its product as uncharacterized. Gene Ontology annotation, molecular function: DNA-binding transcription factor activity, RNA polymerase II-specific; RNA polymerase II cis-regulatory region sequence-specific DNA binding; protein dimerization activity. The coding region runs from base 395 to 2218 and encodes 607 amino acids. NCBI's taxonomy places the organism in Eukaryota, Fungi, Ascomycota, Sordariomycetes, Xylariales, Xylariaceae. The record is from RefSeq and is a predicted model, not a curated record. Gene Ontology annotation, biological process: positive regulation of transcription by RNA polymerase II. The transcript has 3 exons.